Messenger RNA from Trichomycterus rosablanca, 8256 nucleotides. RefSeq names its product muskelin 1, intracellular mediator containing kelch motifs (gene mkln1). The transcript is spliced from 18 exons. Bases 1 to 2190 code for a protein of 729 amino acids. Gene Ontology annotation, cellular component: cytoplasm. The record is from RefSeq and is a predicted model, not a curated record. Gene Ontology annotation, molecular function: protein binding. NCBI's taxonomy places the organism in Eukaryota, Metazoa, Chordata, Actinopteri, Siluriformes, Trichomycteridae.
AUGGCGGUGGCUCCUGAUAGUAGAGUGCUUUCCUACACUGUUUAUAAAUGGAGUUCUUACUCCUCUACAUAUUUACCUGAAAACAUUUUGGUGGAUAAACCUAAUGAUCAGUCUUCCAGGUGGUCAUCAGAAAGCAAUUACCCUCCGCAGUACUUGACCCUAAAGCUGGAGAGGCCAGCCAUCGUGCUAAGCAUCACCUACGGCAAAUAUGAGAAAACUCACGUUUGCAACCUGAAGAAGUUCAAGGUGUUUGGCGGUAUGAGUGAAGAAAACAUGACUGAGCUCCUGUCCAGUGGCCUUAAGAAUGACUUCAACAAGGAGACGUUUACGCUAAAGCACAAAAUUGAUGAGCAGAUGUUCCCUUGCAGAUACAUUAAAAUUGUGCCACUGAUGUCAUGGGGACCCAGUUUUAACUUCAGUAUCUGGUACAUUGAGUUGCAUGGAAUAGAAGAUCCAGACAUAGUCCAGCCCUGCCUUAACUGGUACAGCAAGUACCGGGAACAGGAGGCAAUCCGUCUGUGUCUGAAGCACUUCCGGCAGCACAACUACACCGAGGCCUUCGAGUCGUUGCAGAAGAAGACCAGAAUAGCACUGGAGCACCCCAUGCUUACUCACCUCCAUGAGCGCCUGGUGCACCGCGGAGACUUUGAUGCCUGCGAGGAGCUCAUCGACAAAGCUGUGAGAGACGGCUUGUUCAAUCAGUACAUCAGCCAGCAGGAGUACAAACCACGCUGGAGUCAGAUCGUCCCCAAAUGCACCAAAGGUGACGGGGAUGACAGUAGGCCAGGAAUGAGAGGUGGUCAUCAGAUGGUGAUUGAUGUGCAGACUGAGACGGUGUAUCUGUUUGGAGGCUGGGAUGGCACGCAGGACUUGGCAGAUUUCUGGGCCUACAGUGUACAGGAGAAUCAGUGGGCUUGUAUCUCCAGAGACACAGAGAAAGAGAACGGUCCCAGUGCGCGUUCCUGCCAUAAGAUGUGCAUCGACUCACAGAGGAGGCAGAUCUACACCCUGGGCCGAUAUCUGGAUUCCUCAGUCAGAAACAGCAAGUCUUUGAAAAGUGACUUCUACCGCUACGACAUUGACGCCAACACAUGGGCGCUGCUCAGCGAGGACACGUCUGCGGAUGGAGGCCCUAAACUUGUGUUCGACCACCAGAUGUGCAUGGAUUCUGAAAAACACAUGAUCUACACGUUUGGUGGGCGCAUUCUGACAUGUAACGGCAGUGUGGAUGACAGCCGCACAUCGGAACCGCAGUUCAGCGGCCUAUAUGCCUACCAGUGCCAGACGGGCACGUGGAGCCUACUGAGGGACGACUCGUGCAACGCCGGCCCGGAGGAUGUACAGUCACGCAUCGGCCACUGCAUGCUGUUCCAUACGAGGAAUCGCUGCCUUUAUGUGUUCGGAGGCCAGAGAUCAAAAACGUACCUAAAUGACUUCUUCAGUUAUGAUGUGGACGCUGACCAUGUAGAGAUCAUCUCGGAUGGCACCAAGAAAGACUCCGGCAUGGUACCAAUGACCGGCUUCACCCAGCGGGCCACCAUUGACCCAGAACUGAACGAGAUCCACGUCCUGUCAGGCCUCAGCAAAGACAAGGACAAACGAGAGGAAAACGUCCGCAACUCCUUCUGGAUCUACGACAUCACCCGCAACAACUGGUCCUGUGUGUAUAAGAAUGACCAGGCUGUGAAGGAGAACCCCAAUAAGACGCUGCAGGAAGAAGAGCCGUGCCCUCGAUUUGCUCACCAGCUCGUGUACGAUGAGCUGCAUAAGGUACAUUACCUGUUUGGGGGAAACCCAGGCAAGUCGAGUUCUCCUAAAAUGCGACUGGACGAUUUCUGGUCUCUGAAGUUGUGCCGGCCCUCUAAAGAGUACCUGCUUCGACACUGCAAAUACCUGAUUCGCAAAUACAGGUUUGAGGAGAAAGCCCAGUCCGAGCCCCUGAGUGCCCUGCAGUACUUACAGAAUGACCUUUCACUGACUGUGGACCACUCUGACCCUGAUGAGACUAAAGAAUUUCAGCUCCUGCCCUCAGCUUUAUUUAAAUCCAGCUCAGACUUCAUCCCACUAGGAUUUUCAGAUGUGGAUCAAACGUACGCCCAGCGCACACAUCUUUUUGACACGCUUGUUAACUUUUUCCCUGACAACAUGACCCCACCUAAGGGUAACCUUGUGGAUCUUAUUACCCUGUAGCCACACCCACACUCGAUCUCUUCCUGUCUAUGCCUUCUAGACCCCUCUUAUUAUAACCAGAAGUUAUUUUUCUACAUUGUCCACUUCUGAAUUGCCUCACUGGUUGAAUGUGCUCCCUUUACAGAGGGGAAGUAAUUCUGUACCACUGUCGAGACUUAUAUAACCAAAAACUGUACAUGAACAAAUAUUAAGAAUUUAUGCGUAUGAGAUAUUAACUCAAGCCUAAAAUCACAAAGUCAAGCAAAAGGGAGUGUAGUUUCAUUUUGCAGCAUUAUUUGUCAUUCUUUUUUUCCAGAAAUUCGACACCUCUGUAAUCUGGCAAAGACUCCCCCUGCUUUUAUUUCAUUUAUGGUUUGGUGUAAGGUUGUAGAUUUUUCUUUUCUGUUUAAGAUUCAGUGCUGAUUUGGUACUCACUAGAUGAAGGUUUUGAGCUCUGAGGUGUUUAGGUCCCUUAGACAACCCUUUAUAAGUUGUUAAUUAAUUGAGGAGUGAAGGACGCCCAUUGUGAGCUAUGAAUUGUUUUGCUAUCCAUGUAGUAACAGGAAUUCAAUAGGCUGUGUCUGUCUGUCUGUCUGUCUGUCUGUCUGUCUGUCUGUGUGUGUGUGUGUGUGUGUGUGUGUGUGUGUGUGUGUGUGUGUAGGUACACAGUGGGUUUAAGUAUUCAGACUUCUUGGCUAUCUUCACACUUUGUGUUGUGGAUUUGAUUUCUAAUAGAUAUGAUUGCUAUUUUUACCUAUCAAUCUACAUUUAUUUACCUAUAAUGACGAAAUAAAAUGGCUUUGUGUUAAAAAACUGAAAUUAGUGCACCUAAAGCCCCUUUGGCAGCGAAUACAGUUGCAAGUCUUGGAUAUAUCAUUGCACCCCUGGAUUUGGGCAAUUUAUCCAAUUAGUCAUUGUAGAUAUGUUCAAGAUCCAUCAGAUUGGAUGGCGAGAGCAUGUGAACUUCUAUCUUCAGAUUUCUUUACAUAUGUUUAAAGGGGUUUAAGUUGUUUUACCAACAAAAAGUGUGAACCAUAAAAUAUUUUAUUUAAUUAAAAAAUACAAUAUUUUAUGGGUAAAAAUAUAUAUCCAUUUCAUGAAAUUCACAACACAAAGUGUGCAAAGUCAAAAGGUCUAAAUACUUUCUGAUGCCUGAGAGUAUACACUCACAGUUGAGCCAAAAUAUUAGGACCACCCAUCUAAUAUUCUGUCCAAACAGCUCUAACACACCAGGAGUUACACAUCUAAAGAGUCCUGUGGUGUCUGGUACCAGGACAUCUUUGUCAUGGGUAAACAAAAGCUAAACAUAAUCUCCUAGCAAACAGGACUGUUAAAUUGCUCAACCGUCUUCUGUUGCUCCGCUAGAUGGCACCCAGCCAACCGGUGGCAACGUCGAGGAGUUCAGAAUCUCGGUGCUGGUGUGCUAGAGGAAUAUCCCGCUGCGCCACCUGCAUAGCCUUCUUUUUCAAAGAGUAUUGGUUGCCCUGUAACCUGUUAGCAGUUUUUGGCUUGUCCAUUCUUGGACCACAGUUGGUGGAUACUCACCACAGCUGCCUGUGAGCAACCCUUGCUUUUUCAAAGAUAGUACAACCCAUUCGUCUGUCCAAUACAAUUAAGCUUUUGUUUAAGUCACUCAGGUGUAUUCUGAGUAACUACCUUCAGUCCUAAAUGUAAUAUAUCACUGACCAUCACAUCACUGUUACAAAAUAGGAAUUGCAAUGCAAAUAAUAAUAAUAAGCCUUUAUUUGUCAUAUAUACAUAUACAGGUAUACAGUACUACGAAAUUCUUUCUUCGCGUAUUCUAGCUUGUUUGGUAGCUGGGGUCAGAGCUCAGGCUCAGCCAUUGUACGGCGCCCCUGGAGCAGAGAGGGUCAGGGGCCUUGCUCAAGGACCCAACAGUGGCUGCAUGGCAGAGCUGGGAUUCAAACUCUCAGCCUUUCAAUUGAUAGUCCAAAGCUCUACCCACUAGGCUACCACCGUCUCUCUUUUUUGUGGUCUUAAUGUUUUGGCUCAUUACUGUAUGUUUAUGCAUAACAUUUUAAUAACAGGGACAAAUGUGAACUAGUAAUUUUAAGCCUAUGUGUUUAUAAUUAAAAAAUAAAUACAUUAUUACUUUGGGGGAGAUAAAUUUACAAAGUCUAAGCUUGCUGCUGUUAUUAUAUCAUCAAAACAUAGAACAUUGCUAUUAUGGUGCCAAAUGAAAUGCUGUUAUUUUAUUUUCUAUUUGCAUCCUUUACCCUUUCACAGAGAAACAAUAAUUAAAACUGCUACUGCAGUGCUUCGGCUCCAGUUGUCUCACAAUAAAUCUAGCAUUUACUCUAACAAAGCCUUAGUAGGACUCUAGAUGUUUUAAGGCCCACUAAUUUACUGUCCUUAAUGUGAUUUUUUUUUGCCCUUUUAAUGACAUGGUGUCUGUGCGGUUUCCAGUGCUGGUGAUUUAUGUAAAAGCAUUUCAUGCCAUUACUUGUAUAUGCUUUUGGUCUGGACACAAGCUUAGGUAAGAUUCAAGGGAAUUGGGUAUUUUUUUUAGGGUGUCCCUAAGGUUGCAAUAGUUAACUAGUAACUGUUGACCAACUAUGUCUGGUUGUUGGUUAUUGAAAAUAUGGCAACACCACAGAGCAUCAAGUAAUAUGUUUGAGUUUCAGUGGUGCCACUGACCUGGCCAGACACUCUAAGGACUCAGUUGGCUAUGAAGGGAAAACCAGAUGGGGUAUCACAAAACAUAUGAAUUGGAAUAACCAAUCUAUGUCUUCUAAGACAGAUCACACACUUCUGUCCUCAAUAGUGUGUCAGAUAAGUCCAGUAGGGCCAGGACAUUUCCAACCAAAUAAUCAAGGUGUUUGUUGGCUGAUGUUGGCGUUGUCUGUAGCCAACUCUUUCAGUGACAGACCUCACAAGACUAGUGAGACCAUUCAAGUGCUGGCACUGGCACCGACACUGUUUCAAAAGGGCUACAAGUUCCUGCAGUUGUCUACAGGAACUGUCUUGUGAAUGGAAUUACUUUUGUCAUUUUGUCACUUUAUGUUAAUAGCGACGUGUGAACAAAUUCAUCCACUAAUUAUUUAAAAAUGUGAUCGUGUGUGUAAAUAGCAAUGUAUAAAAGUGUGUGUGUGUGUAUAUAUAUAUAUAUAUAUAAGAUACCUUAUUGAAGUAUUCAUAAUGCCCUGAUUCUAUAGCUUUAGCACCUGAAAGCUGAAUAUACUGGGACAUUGUGAUGGUACCAGUUCAUUGGUGCACAGUAUUAAUGCUUAAUAAUGACUAUUCACACUGGCUUAUUGAUUGUGUUUUAUUACUGAAAGCAAAUGCAUCCUAUCAUGGUUUGCCAUGCAAACCUGUACUUGUGCAUUUGCACAUGAGGAAUGAUUAUCAUAGUUAUCUAGAAACAAUUUUAUGAUCUGAAUAGUGUCAUUAUGGAGGAUUCCUGCAUCUUUAAACAGGUCUGAUUUUUCAUUAUGGAGCCAUCAUGUAAUAUUGCGCAAUCUCCCACCCUUGCAAAUGUAAAUUAUUGCUUUGUUUUGGUUUUUGCCUCCAUGGUCAUGGUCCUAUGUUGAUUUUUAACCAGUAACCAACAAGCUCAUAGUGACCCAUUGGCAGUAAUGUAGCACAGAUGGAUUCGAAAGGCAUAUUUUGAAAACAAUGUCAGUAGUUUGAAGACUAUUUGCAAAUGCAGUUGAUAGCGCAACGCUCUUGCCAGCACAGAAACAACUAAUAAGACACAGUCAGCUGUAUUCUAGCUUUAUUCUAGGACACAAAGCUAUGUGAAGCUAAAGCCAAAUGUGAAGUGUUAAUCUGAUUUCAGCUCAAGAACUGGAUGUUUGUUGCUCUAUGUGUGUUCUAAUUUGAUUAAUAAUAGAGCUUUAUGAUUUGCUGUACGUCAAGGCUGGGAUUUACUUGCCACAUAACUAUGCAUACAUGCACAUACAGCUGCUGCACAAGCAACAUUAUUUAUGGAUCUGCCUGCCUGUGUCUCUGAAGAUGGCAGGUUAGAGCCAAAGUAGAGCCAUUUACAACCGUACAUAAGAGUACCAGAUUAGAAGUUAACAUUCUUCUUGUGACAUUGUACUUGGUGUGUAGUAUGUAACAUGUCAUUACAAUUUCUUGGGGGUAGGCGAUUUCCUUGUUUUCUCUUAAUUUAAUAACACGAAACAGCCUGGCUAUUGAAAGUUGUCAAUGUCAGUGUGCUUUCAGUGCUGGUCCCAAGCCUGAAUAGAAAUAUGAUGGUUGCCCCAGGAUGGGCAUCUGGUAUAAAAACCGGUGCCAAGUCUGGUAUGUGGACCAGAUCCUUUGUGGUGACCCUUAAUACUGGAGCAACUAAAAGGAAAAAGGAAAAAAUAAAUCAAUCAGAGGUGCUCAGGUGGCGCAGCGGUAAAACACGCUAGCACACCAGAGCUGACAUUUCAAACUCCUCGGUUCGAAACUCAGUUCUGCCAUCCGGCAGGCUGGGCGCCUACACAAACAACGAUUGGUUGUUGUUCUGGGGGGGGGUGCUGGACAGACCUCAUAACUGAUGCAAUUACGACCUCUGCUGGCUGAAUGAUGCCGUCUGCACAGAGUUGAGGGAGAAUGCGUUGAUCAGGGUGUGGCUCUCUGUACACAAAGCUGAUCUGCAUACGAACUCGCGUCGUGCAUGUGAAAAGAUGCAGUCGGAUACUGCACACGUGGGGUCGUGUGUCAGUCUCGCUCUCCUCAACCAGGGUGGAAAUCAACAUUGGUAGAGGGGGGCGUAAUGCAGUCAGGUAAUUGGAUACGACUAAAUUUGGAGGAAAAUUGGGACAAAAAAAAAAAAAAUCAAUUAGGGACGUGGCAACUCCAGACCUUUUUUUUACAGGCAGCAAAAAAACCCAAACAAUCUGGGUCUCACUAUAGUACUAGUAAUGGAUUACACAUAUUUAAUAAGAACUAUGAAGUUUGGGAUGUAGCACCUAGUCUUUUAUUCAGGGAUGUAGAUCUGUCUUUGUGUCAUCAUGAAUAGCUCAGUGGUCCAGUGCACUAACCCCUUUCUCUGAGAUCUGAUUUCAAAUCUCAGCUGUAGUAUCAACCCAUAUAGGUGCUCACAUGAUGGUUUGGCUGUGUCUGACGGGAGAGAUGGUCAAAGGGGCUCUCUGUGGGUGAUGAAGUGUCUGUGGAACCUGAGUUCAAUUCUUGCCUUUGGUCACUGUCUGUGUAAUGGCAAGCCCAGUGGUCGAUUGGCUUAGUGUGUAUUCCUGUUGUCAGGUGACACUGGACCGCUUGAAGCUUGACCAGGAUAAAAUGGUCAGUGAAAAUAAAUAAAUAAAUAUGAGACUUGUUUGUUCAGGCUGUUACUGAGCCUGGUCCCAUCAUGUUCUUCCAUCAUCCUGAUUUGUUUGGCUCAGUAAUUUGAGACAAAUCCAUGCUGUCAUGAUCAUUAUCACACUGUGCUAAGGGCACUAGAUGUUCCUAUUAUUAAAAACAAGUCAGUUAAGCAGUUUGUGUUUAUUUAAUCACAUAAAUUCAGAUGAGGUUCUGAGAAGUCAUGUAAACAUCUUUUCUUGUGACUCAUUGGCUAAAACUUAUGUUACUUAUGUAAGGAAAAUGUGUCUAUGACUCAUGAAAACAAUACACAUGAAUCAUAUUUACCAUUAAGACAAAUUCUAACCAUUGCCUAGUUCUUUCAUUAGUGCUAUAUUGUCUCUGGCUAUAUUGUUUACCACUAUGCAGGUGUGCCAUGUUGAUUUAUUAGGAUGUGCACAAGCAAUAUGCCAAACAAAGACAGAAUUUGUGCAGCAGCUAUGUGGUGUAUGCAUACUUAAAAGAAACUAGAAUCCCAGCAUUAUAUGAGCUUGAUUUAAGUUCACAUUUUAGGUUCAGGCUUUUUUGGUCAGGAAGGUAACUCAUGUAGAAUUAGAGCAAUCCUAUAAAUCAGUGCAUUCUCCCUUGUACUUUUCACUUCUCUUUACUAAAAAAAAGCAUCAGACUUUACCCUAUUUCUCUAUCUUCCCCUGAGUGAGGCUGCUGGGCUAUGUGAACACUACACUGUGGCAGACAUGAAUGUGUAGAACAUACUAAAUACAACAUUGUAUGUAAUGUACAUAAAUAAAGAUUGUAUUUUGUUCAGGUUUUGUAAAA